This is a messenger RNA of Ornithorhynchus anatinus (platypus), 3600 nucleotides long. RefSeq names its product tubulin delta 1 (gene TUBD1). Bases 1631 to 2992 code for a protein of 453 amino acids. Gene Ontology annotation, molecular function: structural constituent of cytoskeleton; GTP binding. The record is from RefSeq and is a predicted model, not a curated record. Gene Ontology annotation, cellular component: microtubule; cytoplasm. Gene Ontology annotation, biological process: mitotic cell cycle; microtubule cytoskeleton organization. NCBI's taxonomy places the organism in Eukaryota, Metazoa, Chordata, Mammalia, Monotremata, Ornithorhynchidae. The transcript has 9 exons.
UCACACGGCAAGCAAGUGGCAGAGCCGGGACUAGAACUCACUCUGGUCUCUCGACUCUCCAUCCUGUGCUUUUCCCCCUAAGCCAUUCUGACUCUAUAAAGCAUAUUUGUUUUGUGUAUACAGUAACUUCAGGGAAUUGUCUUUAGAGGAUUCUUCUGAGAAAGAUGUUCCUAACCUUUUCUUGAAAAUCAGUGAAUAAAUAACUCAGUUGUUGGAAUCAUCCUUCUAGUGAAUAAGCAAGUGUAUUUGGGUAUGAGAAAAAAACGGAUUUUUGUUCCCUUGUCUAAUGAUAUCUACCACAGAUUUUUGAAGGAUCACUAUCUUUGUGGACACUUGCAGGCAACAGUAAGGAUCAGUAUUGGAAAUUGCAAAAGUGUGGUGGGUUCAACGUGGAGGGUUAAGUGUGGACCUUCAACUAAUACAAAAUUAGGAAGGAAGAAACAGCCUUAAACCUGCCUAGUGGUGGUUCACUUGUUUUAAGAAGUGAAGAUUAUAACAUCACUGGAAUAACAGUCUGAACAAACAGCUAAACUAGUCUUUUAUGAAAUUAUUAAAUAUUAAGCAAGAGAAAUACUUCAGCAUCUUGUUAAAAUAUUUUCUGAAAUAAUUGUCGGUGUGAUUGGAUCAUUUGCUCACAACGAUAGAUCUAAUUAGUAGUCCAUUGUGAUCUGUUUCAUGAGAUCUCCUUUAACGUUAUGACCUUGAGACAUCAAUGAAUUCGAGUGAGGCUGUGUUGUCAGUUCUUCUUCAACUUGGGAGUUGGAUUCUCCUGUGGCAUUCAGGAAAACUCACACUGGUUCUCACCUUGUGUGUGAUACCAUUCACAUGCAUGCAGCUGUUUCUUCUGACACGCCGUUGUGUUUUAUCCAGUCAUAGGAAGGUCUAUCCACUUAGUGAAAACAUACAUUUUAGAACUGACUGAAUUUUUGUUUGUAAAAUGGGAGGAACAUUGUUUACCCCAGAACGUUUUGGCUGGAACUUAUUACGAAUAUAUGCGUGCAGCCCGUGAGGUCUUUUGUUAAUAUGACAAUGGCAAUAUCCGGAUGUUGCACUUCCUGGUGUACUGAAUUACCUGUUAUAUUGGGAGUAGUCACGAAGCCUCAGAUCUUUAUGGUAACGUUUUGUAAUUCCCCAAAAAGUAAUUAUACAUUUGAGCACGAUUUUCACUGUUAUCAUAGCUUAGCCCAGGCGGCUUCCCUAGGAGACUGGUGGUUUCUCGGAGUGCCGAUAGCCUGCAUGUAUUUUUAAUUUUGCAUAAUUACAUGGGCAGAAAUUGCCAAGAAAGAUGCCGGGAAUAAGCCUCUUUGAUUUGCCAGUUGAUAGAUUGUCAGUCGAAACUGCAUUUGGAUGUCACACCAAGCAAAAUGAAAAUGAGUAAGACUCAUAGGACAUGGUAUUACUAGUCAGGCCCCUAGGACAGCUAACCUGCUAGUCCGGUUCUCAUUGGUUCCAGGCUUCCAGCGAAGAUUUGCUCACCGCUACCUGCCAAAGAUCUUGCAGCCAGCUGGUUCACUUCAGAGUUACCACUGGAGCUCCGAACGGAGCCUUCUGCUUCCUGAUUGUUUUAACUCUUUUGAGAUACUGAGAUGAGCUCUUCCCAAUCCGAAAUAAGCUGACAUCGAUAACCGAUAUGUCGCUCAUCACAGUCCAGCUUGGUCAGUGUGGCAAUCAGAUUGGUUUUGAAGUUUUUGAUGUUCUGUGCAGUGAUGUACACAGUGCCCAGGGGCUGUGCUCCAAGAGGGAAAAUGAAGCAUAUCAGGAGAUUGGCAAGGAACGUUUCUUCACUGAGGAGAAAAAUGGAGUUCCAGUUGCCCGGGCAGUUCUUGUUGAUAUGGAGCCUAAAGUGAUAAGUCAAACACUGUCUAAAGCUGCUCAGUCUGGCAAAUGGAGAUACGGCAGUCACUCACAUUUCUGUCAAAAAGAAGGUUCUGGAAACAACUGGGCCUAUGGUUACAGUGUUCAUGGACCCAAACAUGAGGAAUCCAUCUUGAAUCUGAUUCAGAAGGAAGUGGAGAAAUGUGACCGCUUGGGUGGAUUUUUCACCGUCAUGAGUAUGGCCGGAGGCACAGGAUCGGGCCUGGGAGCUUUCACCACUCAGAAUAUAAGAGAUGCCUAUCCAAAUUCUUUUAUAAUGAACCACGUUAUAUGGCCAUAUGGAACUGGUGAGGUUAUUGUCCAGAACUAUAAUUCAGUUCUGACUCUUUCUCACCUGUAUCGCUCUUCAGAUGCCCUCCUUGUUCAUGAAAAUGAUGCCAUCCACAAGAUCUGUGCUAGGUUGAUGAAUAUUAAACAGAUCUCCUUUAGGGAUGUAAAUCAAGUCAUUGCACAUCAGUUGGGAAGUGUAUUCCAGCCUACCUCCUCCUCUGAAGGUUCACCUCAAUGCAGAAGAAAUCCACUAGGAGACUUGAUGCAGAGCUUAGUUCCCCACCCUGAAUUCAAGAUGUUGGGUCUUCGUAACAUUCCUCAGAUGGCUGAGAAGUCCCUGGCAUACAGUUCAUUUACUUGGGCUGGGCUCAUCAAGCAUUUGAGACAGAUGCUUAUUUCUAGUGCAAAAAUGGAAGAAGGAAUUGACUGGCAGGUACGACCGCCUUGGCUAGGAUGCCGUGCAACUGAGAGAGGCCCUCUCAAGAAGGAGCUCCAUUUUAACACUUCUAUUGCUAACUUGGUUAUUCUCCGAGGAAAGGAUGUUCAGAGUGCGGAUUUAGGCAGUUUUAAAGAUCCAGCCUUAUACACUUCCUGGUUACAGCCCGAUGCCGCUUUCUGUGAAUGGAGAACUCCCCGAGCCUUUAACAAGUAUGAGAAAUCGGCAACUCUGGUCAGCAAUAGCCAGUUCCUGCUAAAACCACUCGAUACCAUAGUAGGCAGAGCUUGGAACAUGUUCGCCUCAAAAGCCUAUGUUCACCAGUACACAAAGUUUGGCAUGGAGGAAGAGGAUUUUCUGGAUAGUUUCACAGUUCUGGAACAGGUUGUUGCCAGUUACAGUAAUCUUUAACCUUGGACCGUAGGAAGAGAGUCAAGAAGAAGAUGGAUAUUUCUAGCAGGCUUGGUUUCAAAAGACUUCCUAAAUUCAGUACUGUGAGGUUUCAAGCCCUGUCCUCCUAAAACAGAUCUUGGGUACACAGGAGUAAGCAAAGGAAAUGAUUUCCUGCAGAGGAGUAAUGUUUUCAAUGAAAAUAUCUUGUGCUCCGUAAAGGAGCUUCUAAGGAAGUUAUAUUAACCCUGGGCUGGAGCCUGCCUGGGUUCUUUUCAAAGGAUAGGCUGGCCCUUUGGCCCCAAGGUGCUUGUUUAAAACUCGCUAUGGGCAGGGAAUAUAUCUGUUACAUUGUUGUAUUCUCCCAGCAUAGUGCUCAGCGCACAUUCUGCCCUCAAUAAAUAUGAUCGAGCGAUUGACUGAAUCCUUUUUCACCAAAAGCGAGGGCCUCAAAUCCCAAGUCCAAUCUGAGGGAGGGUGAUUUUAGCCCAUGCGUGGCCGAGACACUCCUAGAAAAAGGAUGAAACGUCUCUGCUUAUGAAUGUCUUAUGAAUUUUCUCCCCAUCUUCCUAAUGGCAGGGUACACCACUUGUCAACUGUGUGACUGUGGGCAAAUCACUUAACUUCUC